GAGACCCGCGCGGGGACCGGGGGACGGUGAGCGCGGCCGGUGGCAUCUCCUGGGGUCGGGGUCUGGCCUGCGACGGCGGAGACAGACGAUGGCCUUGCUGUGCUACAACCGGGGCUGCGGCCAGCGCUUCGAUCCCGAGACCAAUUCCGACGAUGCUUGCACAUACCACCCAGGUGUUCCGGUCUUUCAUGAUGCAUUAAAGGGUUGGUCUUGCUGUAAGAGAAGAACAACUGAUUUUUCUGAUUUCUUAAGCAUUGUAGGCUGUACAAAAGGCAGACACAGCAGUGAGAAGCCCCCGGAGCCUGUCAAACCCGAAGUCAAGACUUCAGAGAAGAAAGAGCUCUCCGAGUUGAAACCUAAAUUUCAGGAGCACAUCAUUCAAGCCCCAAAACCAGUAGAAGCAAUAAAAAGGCCCAGCCCAGAUGAACCAAUGACAAAUUUGGAAUUAAAAGUAUCUGCUUCCCUAAAACAAGCACUUGAUAAACUUAAGCUGUCAUCAGGGAAUGAAGAAGAUAAGAAAGAAGAAGAUAGUGAUGAAAUUAAGAUUGGAACCUCAUGUAAAAAUGGAGGAUGUUCAAAGACAUAUCAGGGUCUACAAAGUCUAGAAGAAGUCUGUGUUUAUCAUUCUGGAGUACCUAUUUUUCAUGAGGGGAUGAAAUACUGGAGCUGUUGUAGAAGAAAAACUUCUGAUUUUAAUACAUUCUUAGCCCAAGAGGGCUGUACAACAGGGAAACACAUGUGGACAAAAAAGGAUGCUGGGAAGAAAGUUGUUCCAUGUAGGCAUGACUGGCAUCAGACUGGGGGUGAAGUCACCAUUUCAGUAUAUGCUAAAAAUUCACUUCCUGACCUUAGUCGAGUAGAAGCAAAUAGUACAUCGUUAAAUGUGCACAUUGUAUUUGAAGGAGAGAAGGAAUUUCAUCAAAAUGUUAAAUUAUGGGGUGUGAUUGAUGUAAAGCGAAGUUACGUAACUAUGACUGCCACAAAGAUUGAGAUCACCAUGAGAAAAGCUGAGCCUAUGCAGUGGGCAAGCCUUGAACUGCCUGCAGCCAAGAAGCCGGAAAAACAACAAGAAGAUAGAACAGAUUGAGGGAAGAGGGGAAAGAAGCUAUUCCCUGUUUCAGAAUUCUCACUGUGUGAAGCGGUGGCCCGCUGCUGUCGUCUUUAGUCGUGUGUUAUUUCUGAAUCUGGCAUUUCAGGGUCAAGAUUAGUUUUUUUUAAAGCCAAAGUCCGUUUACUUUUUUGUGCCUCCCAUCUUCCUUUUGAGUUAUAUAAGAUUGGUUAUUCAUUUCUCACUUACAGUACCAUGGUUGUGUCCUGCACUUGAAGAAGCUGGAAUAUGGAUCAUACACAGAGCGUCAGAGAAAUACUAAGCAACUUUUUUUCACAUCUGUCCUACCAUAAUUAGUAAAGCAAGAUGAAACGUUAUAUUUUUAAACAGUCUUCUCAUAGAUUUUACGUUCCUCUGAUACUUGAAGAUACUUGAGAUGAAGCUCUACCUUUUUUUAUGUGGCAUUGAUCACUUUUUAAGGAGGAAGAGGUAGUAUAGCUACAGGAGAAGACGUGUAUUGGUUAACAAAUAAGAAUUUGUUUACAACUAACUGACUUUCAAAAUUACAUCAAACUUACAUUACUUGGCAAACAUGAUUUAAGAGUAUAGGAAACAAAUGGAAUUGCAGGGGUAUCAAUUUGGUUAAAAUUCACCAUUUUGUAAAACAAAAUAAUAAUGUUAAAAAUCUUUUUUGAUGAUACCUCUGUAUGCUGGUAUGACUAAAUUGUACCUGAUUUACAGAUUAAACCCUCUUAAAAACUUUGUUACAUAUAAAAUCCUCCCUAAUGGAAAACUGUAUCUAUAAAAUCAUAGACUUAAAAGGUUUGUGGAAAUACAUUAGGGUGUGAGAAAAUUAAAUGUAGGAACUUAACUGAAUGACAACUAUUAUGUGUUAAAUAGCUUCUUUUGGAAUUGUUUUAAGGUUUUCAUGAAGAGCUUCACAAUUCUAGUGAUACAAUGUUGAUUAUAUGUUGUUUUUAUUUAUAUUAAAUAUGUG
Nycticebus coucang (slow loris) is the source of this 2045-nucleotide messenger RNA. Its product is annotated as cysteine and histidine-rich domain-containing protein 1-like. The record is from RefSeq and is a predicted model, not a curated record. NCBI's taxonomy places the organism in Eukaryota, Metazoa, Chordata, Mammalia, Primates, Lorisidae. Gene Ontology annotation, biological process: centrosome duplication. Gene Ontology annotation, molecular function: zinc ion binding. The transcript has a single exon. The coding region runs from base 89 to 1087 and encodes 332 amino acids.